This is a messenger RNA of Argiope bruennichi, 3416 nucleotides long. RefSeq lists its product as uncharacterized. The coding region runs from base 401 to 1339 and encodes 312 amino acids. The record is from RefSeq and is a predicted model, not a curated record. The transcript is spliced from 5 exons. NCBI's taxonomy places the organism in Eukaryota, Metazoa, Arthropoda, Arachnida, Araneae, Araneidae.
GGCUUGGAGAAGGGCAUCUGUUUUGCUCUCAGCUGACAGCGUUUCUGAGGGGAAAUCGAAGAGGCGAAGAGAAAGUGUCCUUAUUUCCGUAAAAUCAAAUAAUUUUUCUAUCGAAAAAAGAUUCUAUAUUCCUUUCUCUUUUGAAAUUCCUAGUGCACAAGGACAUCCCAAAAGAGCUGAAUUUUAAAUAUCUUGUGGUGUAAUAACGUAUAUAAAAUAGAGAUCAUAUAAGUACAAAUCCUUCCGUUACUUCCCAAGCCAUCAACUUCUCCAUCAUCAUUCUUCCAAGAACUCGAUUCUGAGUCGAUUUCAUCACUGGAGCUUAUAACUGCUGCGAACCAAUCUUCGUUUCUUCACAAAACACAGUACUAAGAAGAAUCCGAGUCCAUUACUAUCCACCAUGCUGAGGGCAUUAGCAAGCUACUUCUUCGGCGGAAUAGAGGACGAAACGCCUGAAGCACCCAUUGAAUGUGAAACUCGAGAAGUUAAUGACUGGUUAGUGGUCAACUUGCCUGACCAAAACAAGGACAGCAUAAACUUAAAUGAUGAUGAUGACGACGAAGACACUUAUGAGAUUGAUGAUGAAGAUAUUAAGAAUGUAAUGGAUGACGAUGACGAUGCGAUAGAGGUGGAUGCAUCCGAUCUGAACGAGAUGGACUCAGACGAGGACGAUAUUCUCUUGUCCCUAUCAUUUUUAAUGAUGCCUCCUGAUGCUGAAAAUCUUUCCUCUGAACUUUCAAACGAUCAGUCCAGUUUUGAAAACAGGGUCUUAAAGAAAUCACACUACCAGGGUCCAUUCGUCCCACUCAACCGACGUCAUCAAGCGUAUUUCGAAGAGAACGUAAACUAUAGCAGCAUAGUUCUGGUUAGUAGUAAGCUACUUGAGGCCGUGGGGAGAUCACUAAAAUACUUUGAAGAUAUUCAAAAACUCGAAGGCAAACCGGCCAUCCAAAAGAAUGAGCUUCUUGAGGAAGAUGUGUUGGAUCUGUUCAGCAUCGCCACGCGUCAGCGGACGAAGCGAAAUGACAUUGUGAACGAAUUUGAAAGAAAGGACAAAGUAAAUGUACAAGUACUGGAAAUUUCAUCCCCACCUAUGUAUUCAAAGAAUUAUGUGAACCAUCGUCAUCCAGAAAAAGUUCUAAACUAUGAUUUAUUGCAACGAAUCCAGGAAUUGGAACCAGAACAGCAAGCUGUGCAGCGGUCAAUCAGAAAGAACCUUACUAGAGGCCAACUCAAUCGCCAAAAUAAGAACUAUAUGUAUGAAACCAGUUCAAAGAAAAACCGUCGUUCCAAUCGGCAGAGGAACCCUUCUGGCGCCAAUAACAAUCGCAAAUGCUGAGUUUUUGAAGUAAAUGAAUGCCCAAGGCAAUUAACGCCUUACAAAAUUUCACAUUUUGCUUCUUCUUUCGGCUUAUAGUAGAUGCAUGUGAAUUUUUUUGGUAUCUUUUCAUUAACAGAUAAAUUUUGAAUAUGUUUAUUGAUAUUUAUCGGUAGAAUAUGGCAACAUGAUUUUUAAAACUAAAAUGAAAAGCUUUCUCCAUUUUUUAAAAAAAUAAGUUUGAGAAAAAAAUUUUUAAAAAAAAUAUACGUUUCUCUUUCAGUCGAUUUUAGAAAGUAAACUAUAAGUAAAAGUUUACAAUUGCCCUCUGAUUUUUUGUUGGUAUCCCAACAGUAAUACGUCAAUGAAAACAAAGCAUUAUGGAAACCAGAAGUAGUGCUUCAUCGCUGAAAUUUGUCGCCAAUCGAAGGGGGACCCAAAUCUACACUAGAACCAAAAUAUAACUUAUAAGUUAUAAUAUAACAAAUAACUUCUCAAAAGUGAAAUAUUCAUUUGGAGGAAAAAGAUUUAUUAUUACAGUAACCUGGAUAUCUUUAAAAAAUAAUUUUAAUCUCUUAUAACAUUUGAACUUACAGUUGAUAUCUAUUUUAAUGUGCUUGUUCAUAUCGCCAACGACACCAAUUCAAUGCAAAAUUGUUGCUAAGAUAAGCAAUGGAAUGAAACAUUCAACGAAGUGUCCCUUUAUUGUUUCGGUUCUCUUAUUGGCGAUAAACUCAAGCAACACAUUAAAAUAUUCAAUCGAAAUUUCUAACUUAACAGUUAAGGUUUCUCUGUAAACUCUUACACUUUCAUUUUUAUAUACUCAGAUUUUAAAACUUUAAUGUUUAGAAAUACAACGACAAUAUUAAAAGAAUCGAUUCGUAUAAUUUUAAGGAAUGAAAUAAUAAAAAUAAACCAAUCUCAUAUUUUAUUGUGAACCUUAAAAAUAGUUUUUUUAGCAAUACUUUGCUGUCUAUUCAGCCUUAAUUCUCUAAAACUUUACAGCAUUUUAUAAAUAAUCAUAUUUUAAUUCUCAAAGUUAUUGCUUUCAGUUUUUUUCAGAAUUAAUAUUUAUUUUAUGUGUAAUAUACUUUUAUAUAUACACAUAUCAUAAAACAUUAAUAUUUUUGCACCAAUUAAAUUUUAAGAAAUAUAUUUGUAUAUGUCUUCAAAAAUGCAAUGUAAAAAGUUAGUGCUGUAAUUUGACACAUAUAAGAGUGAAUUAUUUCUUUUAUUUAUGAAAGUUCACAUAGAAAUUAUUGUUGUUUCUAUAGCACAAAUGAAUUUAUUUACAUAGUGGCUGCAGUAAGAAAUUGUUGAAAAUACUACCCAUUCAUAUGGUCAUCGAAAAAAUAAUUAAUUCAUUUGGUUUAUGUUGAUAUUCAAAUUUAUUAUGAUUGUGUAAAGAUUAUUAUAAAAGGAUUUUGUCAAAAUGAAUGUUACUUUGAUGUAUUAUUGUACAUUUUAUAGCUAAUUAUAAAAUUUAUGGUCUACUUGAAAUAUUUAAUAAAUCUAUAUUAUUAAGCCAGUAAUUAUUCGUGAAUGCUAACAAUACAUAUUGUCUUUAAAAAGAACUACUUACAAUCAUUGUUUACUAGAUUUAAUUCUACUUUUUCACUGCCAGCUCUGUAAUAAGUUUUUACAAGUAGUUUUACAUGGUAAUUUAUUUAUUAAUUGAUGACAAAUAAUUGUUUUACAUUCUGGGAUUGAGGGAAAAAAAUCAGUUUCACUAUUAAGUCUACAUUAAAAAAAUCUUAUCCAUUCAAUAUAAUUUUACUGUUUUUUUCAAUUUCUGCAGAGUUUAUUAUUGAAUUUAUACAUACAAAAAAUUUGAAAACAGAUAUUAAUGGUGUGAUUUUAUAAUUCAAAUAUAUUUUAUCAUUUUCAUUUAAAAAAAAAUAUGUUACAUUUACUUCUUUUAUUCUGUAAUGUUUGCAUAAUAGAUGUAAUUAGUGGUUCAGUGGUGAGAAGAAUAUGUGUUAUAAAACAAUAAAGCUCCUACUGCCAAAUGAGAUAUAUAAGCAACUUUUUUUGGUGUGUCCUGAAUUGUGCCGUCAUUUAUGUGAUAGAAGAAACUGAUGUAAUUAUUUUAGAAAAA